Gallus gallus (chicken) is the source of this 2498-nucleotide messenger RNA. RefSeq lists its product as uncharacterized. Bases 1 to 516 code for a protein of 171 amino acids. The transcript has 4 exons. NCBI's taxonomy places the organism in Eukaryota, Metazoa, Chordata, Aves, Galliformes, Phasianidae. The record is from RefSeq and is a predicted model, not a curated record.
AUGCACUCAUCACGCAGAAAAACCCAGCGGGACGGCACGGUUACGCAGAAGCGAAGGCACCGACCCCUCCGUCUCGCUUCACAGCGGGCCCGAGGCCACCUGCGCGCCGUGCUGCCUCGGCUGCGGAGCCCCCCGAGUCCGUCCCUGCGUGUACCUGGCAGCGCCGAGCCCCGGCCGGGGGGCAGCGGCCACAUCCACGCCGCGCCGGUGUCCCCGCUCCGCCGCCGCCGAGCACCCGCCGCUACUGAGCACGGGGCGGGGGGGAGCCGCCGGGUCUUCCCAGAAUCACAGAGUCGCAGGGGUUGGAAGGGACCUCAAGAGAUCAUCGAGUCCAGCCUCCCUGCUAAUCAGAUACCCUACAAUAGUUCACACAGGUUGACUUCUAUCAACAGCAGAAGAGGGACAGAGAACAUGGUGGAAGAUGUAUAUCAACUUAUUUUAGUCACAAAAACACCUCACUUCGUGGAAAUAGUAGAAUUGAGACAGGUGAUCUCAGUAACUUUUCUCAAAAAAUGAAACAAGACCAGUGCUGGGAACUCUGGAAAGAGACCACAUCACUUUUCUACGGAUGGCACAGUAUCUGAUGAGGUUUUACGGAUCUUGAAGAUAUAGUUCCAACAGAAGUUAACAUUUGUUAUAUUUCUUUAUUUGUGAAAAAUUGCCUGUAUUUCUUUACUGUAUAUUAUGUCACGAACUCACGGGGAAUUGCCUCCAGGCUGUUGGCUCUUUGCCUUCGGUCCUAAAAAAGUAUAGUUCUUUGAGGGGUACACAAUAGCAUUUCAGUUCAACAUCAGUGCUUAUUUCUUCUGUGUUCUUUUGUUCACCUUUGUGAGCUGCAGGAAAAAGUCUCUGCUCUUCAAAUAUUUAAUGUGCUCACUAUUCACAUUUGGAGACAGUGUUUGGGGAUAAGUGGGUCCUUGGUCUGAUCCCGUUCAGUUGUUCUAAUGCUUCCACUUGUCUAAGUGCUUUCCUAUGUGACAAAAUCCAGAGACCUGAAUUAAAGUAUUUGCUCCUUGUGUGGUUCCACUCCAACUCAGAAAAAUGUUGUGAGCUACCUAACGACUGGAGUGCAUUUGGGUCAAGCUGCAGAUGAAAGACUCCAGCCCACUUAAACCCUCUCCUAAGGAACUUGAACUUGAAGGAACACAAAAGUACUCUCUGUCCUCCCUGGCCUUAGAAUACAUUGCAAGCUUCAAGAUCCAGUUCAGCUAGUCAAGUGCUCUUUUGAGACAUGGAAGGUGUGAAAGACACCACGGAGCCAUCAAGCCAUACCAAGAUGAGAAGGGUGAUAAGCCCAGGGCUCUCAGUUACUUGGCAAAUGUUGUAACCACUGAGAUGCUAGUGGUUGCAGUUAUCUUCUGCUUGUGAUGAUUAGCUGAAGUCCUCCAUCAUUUUCUAUCUGUUAAUAGUGAGAAUUAUGAAGUAAAGAUUAGGGAAAUAAAGAUAAAUAAAUAUACAUGCCUCAGAGGAAGUUCCCUGAAUGAGACUAAUGUGCUGUUGCAGGGAUUGCUGGUUAUGUUACUAUGAAGAGACCAUAGUUUGUUUACUUGCCAGAUGAGCUGAAGACCUGACGUACUUAUGCUGCCUGUACCAUAAUCUGAAUGUUUUUCCCAUCCACUAAAAAGAUACUGGAAAAAAUCCUGGAUAUAGCAGUUACAGCCUCUGUGCUGAAGGAGUCAAUGAUAAAGCUAUAUUGUCCGUAAUGGAAGCUAGAAAUGAUCCCAUGUUUUGGUCUGUAAGGUUUAUUAUCACGUUGUCUUCCCUAUUCAUUGUGGUCAGAAGUCAAGCAACAACUUUUCUUCAAAGUUUGGAAGUUAAACUAAAAUGCUUAGGGCUGCCAACAGAACACAAUAUAUAUGUGUGGUGCGUAAUAAAUAUGGAAUAUAUGAACAGUUCAUAUAUAGAUCUGACACUUCAGACAUAAGUCUGCAUAAUUAGACUUUUUGAAAGUGUUUCUUUACAUUUGCAGUGCUGCGCAUUCUGCUGUUGAUCCUGUUGAAUCCAGUUGACAAAGCAAUAUCAUUAUCAAGUUAAAACAGUCAGCAAGUGGCUUAAACACCAGUAGCUGCUUCCACUGUAGCUGAGAAAUGAAAAAUAUUGCUAAUAUAAUCGAAUGUACUGCUUAAAAAACUGCAAGUAAAAUUACUGUGGUAUUAUUGACAUUUAAAUUGGAAAUACAAAAGCUUGGCAAUUGCAACCCAUCCGUUUCAAAUCAACAAUUAAUUACUUAAUUCAGUCUUAUGUAGUGUAGCGAAACAGUAGUCAGGACAGGAUUCAUACAUGUACUUUAGAGAGUCAGUAUUUCAUGUGGUGGUUAACUUCAGAAUCUCUUUUUCUAUUGCAAAGACUCUCUGUCAAAAAAAAAAAAAGUGAGAAUUAAAAAUGACCUUUUUAAGCAUUCCACAAAUUAAUUUUGAUUGAGGUUUAAGGGAAAAGCACUGUAGGUUAUUGGAAAAUGAAGAGAAGGUGUUUAAAUAACAAAGUUGAGAAAUAAAAUA